AUGGCUUGUUCAUUAUUCCUCGGGUGGCCGUCGAAUAGACUUCCCACUUUGCUGGAGAGGGAUUGUGACCGCCCGUCUCGACCGUUCUCUAAACCACCGAUGUAUGUAGAUCGAUUCAUACCGGUCAACCUCCCUUCCCUUACGAAAGCGUCGAUCGAGGCCGGAUUGGGCGACGGGAGAUUGAGCCUUGCGACCACCGCCAACACUAACGACCCUCGGACGCCCUGGGGUUUCUGCCUCGAUCUCAUCCCACGUCUCGCAAAGUGUGUUCUCUCUCUGUGUGUGCCCGGAAUAUUAAUAGCUCCCCGUAAUUACGAUCUCCUGAGCCUGGGACCGACCCCAAUGACGACAUUCGAAGCUUUGCCAAUCUCCUCAAUUCAGCUCCGUGUCUUCUCCGGCAUAAUCCCUGGUCUCCUUUCCUUUCCCAAGCUAGCUGUCUGGGAGCUCUGUCGACGCUAUUUGCACCUGCUGCAGCUAUCCAUGCUUCAAACUUCGGGACAGGCGAGGAUGGAGACUGGGCAGGGCAAAAGGGGACGUGAGGCGACCCAACUCGAGUCUAGACUGCUUAGACUAGAUACUAUCUACGAUUCUACUAUCUAUCUUCUCUCCUGGACGGAGGAUUCUGAUGCUUGCCGCAACUCGUUUAGCAAGUAG
Messenger RNA from Aspergillus niger, 654 nucleotides. RefSeq lists its product as hypothetical. The transcript has 6 exons. Bases 1 to 654 code for a protein of 217 amino acids. Lineage: Eukaryota; Fungi; Ascomycota; Eurotiomycetes; Eurotiales; Aspergillaceae. The record is from RefSeq and is a predicted model, not a curated record.